AUGAGUGCUGGUGAUGUUGAUUUGAAGCAGUUGGUAGUGCUGUGUCUCAAGAGAAGAGUCAGUGCACAUGUUUUCAACUCGUUGUUCAAGCAAUUAAACCACAAGAAUGAGGUCACAAUAUCAGAUCUAGUGUCACUUUUAUCAGCUCAAGAUGAAUUCGAUCCAUUGUUGGCCUCUUAUUUGACGGCUGUGGCUACUGAGGACCAAUCCACCAACUUGAAGCUUUGCUCAUUAUUGGACAAUUUGCCAAAUGCCAUUGAAGCUAAUCAAUACUUGUUACUUAACUCUUUGACAAACACAUUCAGAGAUGAAAGAUUCAAAACUUCAUUUCCAUUCAAUUCAUUCGAGGUCAAUGACCUUAUCACCUCAAUAACUUCAUAUGUGAAGACUCUACUAGAAAAACAGCCUCAAAGUUAUGAGCUACUGGAAUCUCUAAGUUAUUUCCUCAAUGUGUUUUUUGAAAUCAUACCAUUUGAAGUGCCUCCAUUAACACAAGAACAAAAUGAUCUAUUGGCCAGUGUAUUGAAUGAAGUUAAACAGAAAAAUGCACCUCUAGCUGAAUUUUUGGAAGCUAAUAUGAUCAAAAGUCUCAAAAGAUCCUCAAUAGUCAACAUAAGACAAUCAGUUUCAUUACCUUCAUCGUCAUUACAACAUGCAGUUCAUUCUUCAUUUUUGAAAACAAAUAAAUUACCAAAAUUCAUAUGGCUCAAUUUAAUAAUACAAAACUGGUCAUCAAACAGCUCCAAACUAUUAUCUUCUUUUGAACAAUUUGUUAAAGUGAAGACGAAUCAAAAUGUCUUAAAUGAACUCAUUAGUUUAUCAUUUGAAUGUAUCACAAUUGCAUUACAAUCAAGAGACGCUUCAGACUUGGUUAUCAAAAAUUGGAAAUUAUUUUUAACAAAAAGGUUACCAUUGUUGAUCAAAGAACUCAACUUGAAGAAUGUUGAGUCUUCAUUAAGCAAUGCCUUAAAUUUAAUUGAUCCAAAAAUUUCCAAAACAAUCAAAUUAAACUCAAGUGGUGGUUCAGAUCCAAAUGAUGAUGACAUUUUCUCAUCAUUUCCAUCAACAAAUACUGAUAUUAGACACGAUUUCUUAAGAAGUUGUAUCGCCUUGAAAUUAUUACCACAAAGUGCAUUUGCUGCAAUUCUAAAAGAAGAUGCUCAAGCUGAAAAUAGAAAUCUACCCACAUCUGAUGAUGUUUUACAAAAUGGUCAACCUAUUGAUAUAUCAACUACAUUACAUGCAACUUUGAUAGAUAUAAAUCCGGAAUUUAUACCUUUAGAAGAUUCAGGGUUAUUAGAAUUUUUCAGUUUAGUUGAAGAGAUGGAAGGUACAAAGCAAGUUGAAUUGUCAAACUUAAUAUUGGAAACAAUCAAUGAGUUUAUCAAAAAUAAUGAUGUUUCUCAUCUGUACAGAUUAGCAUUAGCAUUAGGGUUAUCUCCAAGUGCUUUGCAUGCUAUUUUAUUCCAUCUUUCACCUUCAGCCUUCUUGAAACCGUUGUUGAGUUUUUUGGAUAAAUGGCAAGUUUCUAAUGAUGACAUGAACUUCCAAGAUGUUUAUUCUGCAUUUGGUUGUGUCUUGAUGUUGUUUUUAUUAAUUGUUAAAGACUAUAAAAUUUCCUUUGAAAGUUUAUUGCAAAUAAAGGAUAACCCAAAUGAACCUUCAUUUUGCAUCAAAUAUUUAACAAAAUUAGGAUCACUGAGUCAAUUUGACUCUUCAAAUACACACCAAUCAGAUUUGCUGAAUGGCUGGAUCACUGCAUUGUUUGAUUCUGGUGGUAUUUCUGAUGAUUUAAUGCGUCUGUCAACAGUUCAAGAAUGCUUCCAAUUGUUCCCUGUGAUAUUCCAACAGGCUUUUAUUGCUUGUAAACAAGGCUUGAUUGAUGAAGACACUGUUAAAGGAGGGUUAGAGUAUUUUUUGCAGCCGUUUCUGUUAAGUACAAUAGUUGGUAUAUUAUCAUGGAGUGAAACUUUCCUUUGGAAACGAAAUGAUGUUGAUUUAUUAAUCAAUUUAAUCAAGACUUUGAUUAAUCCAUUAGAUUUGAGCGGUGAGUCUGUUCAUAUCCAUAAAUUUGUUUUAUCCAUCUAUGGUCCAAACUUGUUCCAUCUAUUAUCUGAAAUCAAUAAAAAUCCACAAACUUCUGUUGAUCCAAUACUGUUAUCAAGUUUAAGACAAUCAGUCGGCCUCAAAAAACCAACAUACUUCUUUGAAUUUGAUACAAGUCCAACUUUUAUGAAAUAUUUCAGAUCAAUUUUGUAUGACAUCAACAAGAAAACAGACGUUCAAGCUUCGCCAUUAUCAUUAUUCCACACCCAAUUUAAUACCCUGUUGAAUUGGAGUCAAACCACCAUCGUUCCUAAUUAUGACUUCCAGUUGUUUUCGACUUUAUUAGAGGUUUUAGGUGAAGAAACAAUGUUGGAUUAUUUUUUGGAUCAAAUAUUUGAAGCGCAAAAUCUGAAUUCAAAACCAUCCCAAACAAUUCUUGAACUGUCAACGUUCUUGUUAGCUACUAAUUAUGUUGAGUCCAGUGUUAUUAAAGAUUUCCUUUUAAAUUGUUUGAAACAAGAGUCAUUAACGGAUGAUAGCUACAAUUCAAUUUCACCAAGUUAUAAAUUUGCAAAAGUUUUGAUAGAUAAAAAGAAAUCAAUUUCAGAUAAUGAAGCUAUUGAAAAUGAGGUCGUUCAACUGUUUUAUGAAAAGUUUAUAGAAAGUGUGCAGACAAUUGUUCCAUUGAAAUGA
Hansenula anomala is the source of this 2739-nucleotide messenger RNA. It is a transcript of the gene NUT1, whose product is annotated as Nut1p. Gene Ontology annotation, cellular component: mediator complex. Bases 1 to 2739 code for a protein of 912 amino acids. Gene Ontology annotation, molecular function: transcription coregulator activity. The transcript has a single exon. NCBI's taxonomy places the organism in Eukaryota, Fungi, Ascomycota, Saccharomycetes, Phaffomycetales, Wickerhamomycetaceae. Gene Ontology annotation, biological process: regulation of transcription by RNA polymerase II. The record is from RefSeq and is a predicted model, not a curated record.